Messenger RNA from Cutaneotrichosporon cavernicola, 1032 nucleotides. RefSeq lists its product as uncharacterized. Bases 1 to 1032 code for a protein of 343 amino acids. The transcript is spliced from 2 exons. The record is from RefSeq and is a predicted model, not a curated record. NCBI's taxonomy places the organism in Eukaryota, Fungi, Basidiomycota, Tremellomycetes, Trichosporonales, Trichosporonaceae.
AUGUCAGUCGCCAUCCCCACAGCAACCUCACCCUCGCGGUGCCCGCACUCGAUCCUGCGCCCAUGCUCCUCGGUCGUCCAACCAUCCAAAGACGCAGCCGGUAACAGGCAAUUCGGUUGGCUCGCUGCUCCACCACGCGAACUAUGCUGCCCCCGUCCAUCUCCUGUCAUUGUGGAGCAAGUGCAAACACCGACACCGACAUCCACCACCCCAGCCCACUCGCCCACAGACGAGACCGAGACCGAGACCGAGACAGAGACAGUUCCGCCCCUCUCGCCAAGCGUAUCGCAAGACUCGGUCGCCGAAUCCAGCCCCUCCAUUCCCGAAUCGUUGGCUGGCGACGAAACUCCCCGGUCGGCCGCAUCGCCAUCCAUCCGCUUCAGUGUCCUCCCCGAACGCCCGCCAGAGCUGCGCCGCCGUAAUUCCAUCUCACUUGGUGUACUGGCGCGCAAAUCCAUGCUCCAUGCCCAGGGAUCAACUCCGGGUCGGGGACAGGGACAAGGACAGGGAAUCAAACGCGUCGUCAUGACCGACGACGAGUGGGAGGCUUACCAACGUCAAUUUGCUGCCAAGAACCAAAUUCCCCAAGCGGUCGACCUUGGCGCUGUUAUGAAAUCAGGCGCCAAGACCUUCUUCACCAAGCUCCGCCGGUCCAACUCUUCCGCGUCGACCAGUUCAAACGGGUCGGCAACAUCGCGCAGCCGCUCCGACUCAUCCUCUUCUUCGACAGGUGGGUCGCACCACGUCGCCGCCGUCCCCGCCGUCCCCGAGGUCCCCGAGAUCCCCGAAGAGGAGGAAGGCGACGAGACCCCCCGCACUGGACGCUCUCCCUCGCCAACACACAUGAAGCCGUCUCUCGACCCCAACGUGUUUGAGGAGACGGGCCGGAACAAUUCUCUGCGCCUGUCGACCGACGAUACCGAGUACGAGCAUUUGCAGCACUCGAACACUGAGGCUGCGCUCGGGUUUGAUCUCACCCAUUACCCCAGUAAUGCGCGGCCGGCAUUCCAGCGCAGCGUGUCUGAAGCCUAG